AUACAUCGGUGACAUCGAAGUUGCCAUCGAUGGUCCUCCACCUCUAUUGUGGAGACUGCGGAAAUUUUCAGGAAAAAAAGCGAAGAUAAGUGGAAUUUAACGGAACCACCAUGUCGUACCAACUUUACCGCAACACCACGCUGGGGAACACCUUGCAGGAGAGCCUGGAUGAGCUGAUUCAGUACGGCCAGAUCACGCCCGGAUUGGCGUUCAAGGUGCUGCUGCAGUUCGACAAGAGCAUCAACAACGCACUCAACCAGCGGGUCAAGGCCCGCGUGACCUUCAAGGCUGGGAAACUGAACACCUACCGCUUCUGCGACAAUGUCUGGACCCUCAUGCUCAACGAUGUCGAGUUCCGCGAGGUGCAUGAGUUCGUCAAGGUGGACAAGGUCAAAAUCGUGGCUUGCGACGGCAAGAGCGAGUUCUAAAUACUACCGAUCCGAUCUGAACACCAUACACCAUUAUAACCAUUACAAAUAGUUGUAAGAUUCGUAGACGUUAAGCUAAAACCCGACCGUGUGAUGCUGCAGGCAUUACAUGAAAUACACUGUUAAUUCAUAGUUCAACAA
Messenger RNA from Drosophila rhopaloa, 569 nucleotides. It is a transcript of the gene TfIIA-S, whose product is annotated as transcription initiation factor IIA subunit 2. Bases 111 to 428 code for a protein of 105 amino acids. The transcript has 2 exons. The record is from RefSeq and is a predicted model, not a curated record. Gene Ontology annotation, biological process: RNA polymerase II preinitiation complex assembly; transcription initiation at RNA polymerase II promoter. NCBI's taxonomy places the organism in Eukaryota, Metazoa, Arthropoda, Insecta, Diptera, Drosophilidae. Gene Ontology annotation, molecular function: RNA polymerase II general transcription initiation factor activity; TBP-class protein binding. Gene Ontology annotation, cellular component: transcription factor TFIIA complex.